This is a messenger RNA of Sphaeramia orbicularis (orbiculate cardinalfish), 2870 nucleotides long. It is a transcript of the gene fzd5, whose product is annotated as frizzled class receptor 5. The record is from RefSeq and is a predicted model, not a curated record. The transcript has a single exon. The coding region runs from base 656 to 2428 and encodes 590 amino acids. Gene Ontology annotation, biological process: non-canonical Wnt signaling pathway; canonical Wnt signaling pathway. NCBI's taxonomy places the organism in Eukaryota, Metazoa, Chordata, Actinopteri, Kurtiformes, Apogonidae. Gene Ontology annotation, cellular component: plasma membrane. Gene Ontology annotation, molecular function: Wnt receptor activity; Wnt-protein binding.
UCGGACUUUAUUCCGUCCUGGACUGUCGGUGAGGGCUGCAGCCCCACGCACACGCACCUGGACACACGGGACCAGCUUCCACUCACUGUCCUCUCCGUGGAUUAGAGGUCGUGUUGUGUUUUAUUCUGUUUCCACGCGGAAGGAGCAGAAGGGGACACCUGUGCAACUUUGUGGACAAAUAAGUCAAUGUGGAGGAAAACUGAAGCAACCUGUGAGGAGACGGCAAGUGGAUUUUACGGCUCAGGUUCCACGGGAGAGACUUUGUAAUAUAUAUAUAUUUUUUUUUUUUAUUACAUAUACCCUUCGUGGACAGGUUUUACUCUGUUUUUUCUUUGGUUUCGAGCUUCAUGAUGCCAGUUUCUGUGGCGUUCUCGGACCGUCGGACAAAAACGGGGCUGGUCAAAUUGUUACAGGGUCGUUAAAUUUAUUGGAACGUGACCAGAGGAGAUGAACUUUCUCCAAGCUGUGGUGAAUGAUUGACAGUAAAGUCUCACCUUUUUGGAUUUACCAGUUAAACUUUUCUUCUGAUGUUUUAGUUCAGGUUUUAGUUCAGUUGAUUUAUUUUUUUAUUGUAACUAUAUUUUCAGGGGGAGAUCAUGUUUUUUUCCACGUUUUUGAGAUGAACUUGAACCUGCAUUAGAACAAACUCAUAUGUAUGGUUACUUUCACCUGUUCGUCUGAAAUAGUUUUAAGAUCCAUGGUAUCCACGAUGAGGCUGGUGCUCCUGCGACCCCUCAUGCUGCUGCUGGUCUGGGGUCCGGGUCUCUCACUUGGAGCAUCCAAGGAUCUAGUCUGUGAACCCAUCACCGUACCAAUGUGCAGGAGCAUCGGCUACAACCUGACGUACAUGCCCAAUCAGUUUAACCAUGACACCCAGGAGGAGGUGGGGCUGGAGGUGCACCAGUUUUGGCCUCUGGUCCGGAUCCGCUGCUCUCCAGACCUGCUCUUCUUCCUGUGCAGCAUGUACACCCCCAUCUGUCUCCCCGACUACAAGAAGCCCCUGCCGCCCUGUCGCUCGGUUUGCGAACGCGCUAAGCGGGGCUGCUCGCCUCUCAUGAGCCAGUACGGCUUCGAGUGGCCUGAGAGGAUGAGCUGCGAGCAGCUGCCCGAGCUUGGCGAUGAGACCCUGUGCAUGGACCAGAACAGCAGCGAGACCACCACUCUGGCUCCCUCUUUCCCCAAGCCCACCCCCAAAGGACGCACCAGACCCCCCAGCUCCCCUCAGUGUGACAGGGAGUGUCGAUGUCGAGAUCCUUUGGUUGCAAUCAAAAGGGACUCCUACACCCUGUAUGGACGGGUCCAGACCGGACCCCUCCCCAACUGUGCCCAGCCCUGCCACCAGCCCUACUUCUCGGCUGACGAACGCGCCUUCACCAGCUUCUGGAUUGGACUUUGGUCGGUGCUUUGCUUCAUCUCCACGCUGAUGACGGUUGCAACUUUUCUCAUCGAUAUGGAGCGUUUCAAGUACCCGGAGCGGCCCAUCAUCUUCCUGGCCACCUGCUACCUCUUCGUCUCCUUGGGCUACAUCAUCCGGUUGGUGGCGGGUCAUGAACGAGUGGCGUGCGGCACUAGCAGUAGCAUUGGCGGCGACCAGCUCCACAUCCUCUACGACACCACUGGUCCCGCCCUCUGCACCCUGGUCUUCUUGUUGGUGUACUUCUUUGGGAUGGCCAGCUCCAUCUGGUGGGUGGUGCUGUCCUUUACCUGGUUUCUGGCGGCGGGGAUGAAGUGGGGCAGCGAAGCCAUCGCCGGGUACUCCCAGUACUUCCACCUAGCUGCGUGGCUCAUCCCAAGCGUCAAGUCCAUCGUGGUCCUGGCUCUCAGCUCCGUCGACGGUGACCCUGUUGCAGGAAUUUGCUACGUUGGGAACCAGAACCUAGAGAACCUGAGAGGAUUCGUACUCGCGCCUCUUGUUGUUUACCUUUUCACCGGCUCACUUUUCUUACUCGCCGGCUUCAUUUCCCUCUUCCGCAUCAGGAGCAUCAUUAAACAAGGCGGCACCAAGACGGACAAACUGGAGCGGCUCAUGAUCCGGAUCGGCCUCUUCACGGUGCUGUACACGGUCCCUGCUACCAUCGUGGUGGCCUGCCUGGUCUACGAGCAGCACUACCGGCCCGGAUGGGAGAGAGCGCUGGCCUGCUCCUGCCUGUCCGAGCGCCAGCGUCUGGGUCUGGGUCCGGACUACGCCGUCUUCAUGCUCAAGUACUUCAUGUGCUUGGUGGUGGGCAUCACCUCAGGGGUCUGGAUCUGGUCGAGUAAAACCCUGGAUUCCUGGAGGAGGUUUGUGGCUCGCUGCUGCCCCUGCUGGCCACAGAAGACCACCGCUCCACCUUCCAUGUACAGCGAGGCCAGUACUGCUUUAACCGGACAUACGGGAACUGGUCUGGCACCAGGGAUCUACCAUAAAGCUGCUCCGUCUCAUAUAUGAACAGAACGACAGAGCGGACAGUUCAGAGUGUCACGACUGUGCAGGACUUGGAACUAUCGUAUCCAAAUAUCCAGAAUGUGAGAACCAGCUACGACAAAAACCUGAUGAUGGUGAACAUUACAACAUGUGUCCACUUCGGAUUCAGAGUGUAAAAAGGGAAAACUAUGUGAAAAACUGGACGAAAUGAGGGGUAGUUUCACCUUUGUAGCAAAUGAACCUGCCUCUGUUUUGGUUUUUACACAGAAGAAGAACUAAAGUCGACCAAACUUGACUUUUACUUCUUCCUAUCUGAUUCUCCUGAGUACUGACAGAGAAAAACAUAUAUUUAUUUAUGUAUAUACUGUGUACAUUUACUGUAAAAAUGAAAUAAAUGUAGAUGUAUAGUGUGAUGUAUUUAGUUUGUCACUGUUUAAAAGAUAUGUGAUCAGAGCAGAGAGGUGUA